AUGUCGAGAGUUGAGAUAUAUUCCCCAGAAGGCUUGCGUUUAGACGGUAGAAGAUGGAAUGAAUUGCGUCGAUUCGAGAGUGCCAUCAAUACGCACCCACAUGCCGCAGACGGUUCUUCAUAUUUGGAACAAGGUAAUAACAAAGUUAUAACGCUAGUGAAGGGUCCCAAGGAGCCCACAUUAAAAUCUCAAAUGGAUAUCCAAAAGGCGAUAUUGAAAGUCACAGUGAAUAUAACCAAGUUUUCAAAGUUUGAAAGAAGUAAAAGUAGUCAUAAAAAUGAAAGAAGAGUUCUCGAGAUGCAAACAGCUCUGGUGCGAACAUUUGAGAAAAAUGUCAUGCUACAUGUGUAUCCAAGAACUCUUAUAGAUAUCGAAAUACACGUAUUACAACAGGACGGAGGAAUAAUGGGUACACUUUUGAACGGUAUAUCAUUGGCUUUAAUUGAUGCUGGUAUAGCAAUGUAUGACUAUGUAAGCGGCAUUUCUGUGGGUUUGUACGACACCACGCCAUUAUUGGAUAUCAAUUCCCUGGAAGAAAAUGCGAUGAGUGCAGUCACACUGGGUGUGGUUGGUAAAUCUGAGAAACUUUCCUUGCUACAAAUAGAAGAUAAAAUACCGCUGGAUAGAAUUGAAAACGUUUUAGCUAUUGGUAUAGCUGGUGCACAUAGAAUCAGAGAUCUUAUGGAGCAGGAAAUCCGGGCUCAUGCAGAAAAAAGAGUGGCUAAUGCAUCUAAACAAUAG
Nakaseomyces glabratus is the source of this 741-nucleotide messenger RNA. It is a transcript of the gene SKI6, whose product is annotated as exosome non-catalytic core subunit SKI6. The record is from RefSeq and is a predicted model, not a curated record. Gene Ontology annotation, biological process: nuclear mRNA surveillance; poly(A)-dependent snoRNA 3'-end processing; rRNA catabolic process. Lineage: Eukaryota; Fungi; Ascomycota; Saccharomycetes; Saccharomycetales; Saccharomycetaceae. Gene Ontology annotation, cellular component: cytoplasmic exosome (RNase complex); nuclear exosome (RNase complex); nucleolus.